Molecule: messenger RNA, 1888 nt
Organism: Dimorphilus gyrociliatus
Lineage: Eukaryota; Metazoa; Annelida; Polychaeta; Dinophilidae
Source: the annotation of a GenBank genome assembly
AAUGUCUUAUUCGAGAUUAACUCCCAGGAAGGAUUCGGCUAGAUCUACCUCAACUCUCUCUUCGAGGUCAAUAUCUAUUAGAUCUGUUAAAUCGUCCGUAGUUAAUUCUCCUAGAGAGCAGGGAAAAAGUUCGUCAACUCCUGUCAAAAGAGAAGAACCGGAAAUAGUAGAAAGGCCUACGAGCAGGAUAGGUGAAGACAAAUUAGCUUUUGAUAAAAGUUUAAAGACACCGUUGUCGGAUACAUCAAAAGAGGAUGAUAAAAAGGAGGAAGAAUCAAACGAGAUUGUUACUCAGACUAUUAAAAAUGAAGCGGAAAUCGACCAGGGUGAAAAAGAGAGAAUCGAAAGAGAAGAUGAAAUUCGAGAAACAAUUCUAAACGAUUUGAAGGAUCUCGGAAUUACAUCACUUGCCGCAGAUGACGAGGAAGAUAAGCGCGAUGCGGAAAAAUCUGAAACAAACGAAUUACUUUCGGCAGUUGCCGAAGCCAAUAAACUAUCCGAUGCUUACAAUGAAAAAAACGAGAAUUUUAAUAGUUCUGAUGAAAAUAAUUAUGCUGAUGAUAAAAUUGAUGAAGAAAAGGAAAAAGUAGACGAAAGCUCUAAUUCACCUCCAUCUGAAGGUGAAGAUACGGAUGAAGAUAAAAAGUCUGUACAUAAUAAACGAGUGAAAGGUGAUGAUCCUGCAAAGAAGAAGCCAACAAGAUAUUUACGGAAGUAUCCCAGUAAUCGAGGCAAGAAAGUAUUGAGAACCGUCGUAACGCUGAUGACUUUGACGAAGAAGAAACAACCCAAGUUUUACAGGACGUAUAAGAGUUCUGAUGGUUCGUAUAGCGAUUCUUACAAGUCGUAUAAAAUGCAUAAAUUCAAGGAAACUAAGUCUCUAUCUAGUGAUCUCUAUAUGAGUAAAUUACUUUUAGAGAAUACCUACAAGAUGGAACCGGAUACUGUCUUUCCACAAUUUAAGAUAGAAAAAUUAAUUUUAUCAGUCCUGGAGGAGAGCCUUAGAACCAUGACAUAUGAUGGAAUUCAUAUGGGUAAGGUAACUAAAAUGAUAACGGAAGUUCUUAAGGAAAAAGUUAAAUCUAUGCGUCUGGAAAGGUACAGGAUAAUUACAUGGGUAGUUAUAAGUCAGAAGGACAAGGGAGAUCUAAGAAUUGUAUCGAGGGGUCUACUCGAUCAGAAAACGGAUAAUUACGCAACUGCAGUUUUUGAGAAUUCAACUUUGGAAGAAGAGGGAGAGAAGGAAAACGAAGAGGAAGGAUUACGCCUUCUCGAGAAAUUAAUCGAAGCUGACUACUUUCAAACGUCUAGUGAUAAAAAGAAUUUGGAAGACAAUGAUAUUUUUCUAUUAUUCUUCUUUGAUCAAUUUUCUCUACCUUGCCAAACAUUUCUUCCAAUGUUAAUAGAAUUCUACAAGGAAGGGAAAUUAAGGAAGAUAAGAAUGGAAAUAAUAGCAGUUCCUUGCAAUGAAGAUAUUGAAAGUUGUAGGAAGGAAUAUGUGAAAAAUCAUGAAAAAUGGCUAUUUUUGAACUGUAAAUCUAUAGUCGAAUCGUUAAUUGAAUUCCAUCAAGUUUUCUUUAUACCAAAAGUGAUUGUCAUUAGUCGAAAAGGUUCAGUGAUAACUCGAAAUGGGAGGAAAGGAAUUGAAAAUAUUGGUAUAUCAGUGUUCUAUCAAUGGUUAGAGUCUCAUCGUCAUACUCAACUAAUCAGAAGAAUAUCUAGAAUUCCCAAAAUUCGUUUCACAAUUUCUAUUGAGACAAGACAAAAGAGUGAAAAGUUCAAAAGGAGAAUGAGAAAGGCGAAACUAUUCAAUCUGUACUCGACGGAUUAUACGGAAAGACAAGUUCCAGAUAGCAGACAAGUCGAUAUUAAUUUGGCAAAAAAUUGA